AUGAUAGAUCUAAAACGAGACGUGAACGAAUGCUCCGCUGCUAAUGGUGGUUGUUUGCAGACUUGUACAAACUAUUUUGGGAGUUUCCAGUGUUCAUGUGGAAUCGGCUACACCUUAAAUGUUGAUGGAGUUUCUUGUGACGAUAUUAAUGAAUGCUCCGUAGCAAAUGGAGGCUGCGGGCAGAAUUGUAGCAACACCAUCGGGAGCUUUCAGUGCAUCUGCGGUACGGGAUACGCAUUGAAUGUCGACGGUUUUGCAUGUGACGAUAUAAACGAAUGCAACACAGCAAAUGGCGGAUGUUCUCAUGUUUGUGACAACACCAUCGGUAGUUUUGAGUGCUUCUGUAACACAGGCUAUAUGCUAGAUGUUGACGGGUUUGCCUGUUCUGACUUUAAUGAAUGUAACACCGCAAACGGAGGUUGUGGUCAGUUCUGCAACAACACCAUCGGGAGCUUCAACUGCUACUGCGCACCUGGCUACAGUCUACGUGUGGAUCGCUUUACUUGUACCGGCUUUGGUCCGGUUUCACAGCUCUCGUGUACAUUUACCACAACUACUUCAAUAUCUAUCACUUGGAUCGAGCCAGUCCCUGACGUCAAAGGAUACGACAUAAUCUACAUACCUACACAUGGAUUCUUUCAGCCAUCCCCGAAGACACAUUUUAGAAGUCCCGGUGACACUACUGCAACAAUAUCCGGUUUGUUCAGCGGAGUGCAGUACUCUCUAUCAGUUUUUGCGUUUGGAUUGUGGAAUGACAGUGCGAAUGUCAGCACAGAGUGCAUAACUGGACUCCCACCUCCCAUCAACAUCAGCCUCAGUCUGGCUAGCCGUGAGUCGGUUGUUGUUCGUUGGUCGAAGCCUGCUCGAUCACUGGUGCUUGGUUACAGGGUGUGGCUGGCAGACAAGGAAACUAUGAUCGUUGCUUCUUCGCGGCAUCUUCCCCAGUCAGCUGUGUCGGCUGCCUUCACUUCCCUCGUCCCUGCUACAGAGUACGUGGUGGCGGUAAGCUGCAUCAGCACCUUCGUUCAGGGACCACAAGCAGACGUGACAAUAAUAACAGAGACCGACCCUCCAUUUAAUCUAUUUGUGGACGACGUACGUAACAACAGGUUAGCCCUGUUUUGGACGCCACCAGUUGCCAAGCUCAUAGGAUACGAACUCCAGAUCGACAGCACAGGACAACGACGGAAACGAAGAUCCACAAGUACUAUCACCCUUCCCGGUAGCAGCGAUAGCUAUUUGAUCCAGGAUCUAGUCCCUGCCACCCAAUACGUGCUCAGCCUGACGGCGGUCAGUCGAUUUGCGCGGAGCACAGCUAUGACCACAACGGGCAUUACAGGUAUGAUCGAACAACUAGAAAAACAGUGA
This is a messenger RNA of Branchiostoma floridae (Florida lancelet), 1368 nucleotides long. Its product is annotated as tenascin-R-like. NCBI's taxonomy places the organism in Eukaryota, Metazoa, Chordata, Leptocardii, Amphioxiformes, Branchiostomatidae. The record is from RefSeq and is a predicted model, not a curated record. The transcript has 9 exons. Gene Ontology annotation, molecular function: protein binding; calcium ion binding. The coding region runs from base 1 to 1368 and encodes 455 amino acids.